ACAACAUUAUUAAUUUAUUAUUACCUAUUCAAAAUAUUAUGUUUAAGUUUAUAAAAUUACUCAAGUAUUGAAUAUCAGUUUGGUAAAUACUAUAAAUUGUUUACAAACAACAUUAACAAUUUUGGUCACAACCCUGGUUAUCAUCCCUGAGCCUAACCACUUUAAAAUAACCAACGAUAUCAUAAAACAAAAUAUAAAAUGAGUGAUGAGUACGCAGCAGUUAAACGUGGAAAGCUUGUAUUAAAAGGCGACAAGCCCAAGGCAAAGAAGAGAAAACAUAAGAAGAAGGAUAAAGAGUCAGAUUCAAAGGUAGAUGAGGACUGUAUCAAGCACGGGGGCUGGUGGAAAGUCGAGAAGAUAGAAGAUUUAUCGGGUUCCAUCGCUAUUGAAUUUGGUACCAAUUCCUAUGUCUCAGCUCUUGAUAACGGUCUAUUUACAAUUGGUGCACCACAUGACGAGGGAGAUGGUCCAUCACCAGAGGAGAUAUUCACAGGUUUUCCAGCUGGUGAAAAUAAGUUUGCCCUAAAGUCAGGAUACGGAAAGUAUUUGGGUGUAUCAAAAGAUGGAGUUGUUAUUGGACGAUCUGAUGCUGUGGGACCUAUGGAGCAGUGGGAGCCAGUUUGGCAAGAUGGUAAAACAGCAAUACUUAGCUCGCUCAACAAGUUUGUAUCAAUCAAUACGGAAGACGACUCUGUAGUGGCUCAGAACACCGCGGCUGGAGAGCAGGAGUUCUGUUGUAUACGCAGCAACAAAAGCAGGGAAGUUAACAAGUCAACGGUACCAGAAGAGGAGGAGGGAGACUUGGCAGAGGUGGAAGUUAAUUAUGUCAAGAAAUUCCAAAAGUUCCAAGACAAGAAACUCAGGUUGAACGACGGUGGGGUUGGUGACUUGAAGAAGGCGAAGGUGGAGGGAAACCUGCACGAGACCUUGCUGGACCGACGGAGCAAGAUGAAGGCUGACAGAUAUUGUAAAUAAAUGAUGAAAAUUA
Aricia agestis (brown argus) is the source of this 988-nucleotide messenger RNA. It is a transcript of the gene FRG1, whose product is annotated as protein FRG1 homolog. The transcript is spliced from 4 exons. The record is from RefSeq and is a predicted model, not a curated record. Gene Ontology annotation, cellular component: catalytic step 2 spliceosome; nucleolus; striated muscle dense body. Lineage: Eukaryota; Metazoa; Arthropoda; Insecta; Lepidoptera; Lycaenidae. Gene Ontology annotation, molecular function: actin filament binding. The coding region runs from base 199 to 975 and encodes 258 amino acids.